AUGGGUUUCCUUCGGGCCUCCAGUCACCUCCCACAUCACCUACAGUCACCUCCCACAUCACCUCCAGUCAUAUCCCACAUCACCUCCAGUCAACACACAUCACCUCCUGUCAUCUCCCACAUCACCUACAGUCACCUCCCACAUCACCUCCAGUCAGUCAUAUCCCACACCACCUCCAGUCAGUCAUCUCACACAUCACCUCCAGUCAUCUCACACAUCACCUCCAGGCAUCUCACACAUCACAUACAGUCACCUUCCACAUCACCUCCAGUCAUAUCUCACAUCACCUCCAGUCACCUCCCACAUCACCUCCAGUCACCCCCCACAUCAUAUCCAGUCACCUCCCACAUCACCUCCAGUCAUAUCUCACAUCACCUCCUGUCAUCUCACACAUCACCUCCAGUCACCUCCCACAUCAUAUCCAGUCACAUCCCACAUCACCUCCAGUCAGUCAUAUCCCACAUCACCUCCAGUCAUCUCCCACAUCACCUCCUGUCAGUCAUAUCUAACAUCACCUCCAGUCAUCUCACACAUCACCUCCAGUCAUCUCCCACAUCACCUCCAGUCAUAUCUCACAUCACCUCCAGUCAUAUCACACAUCACCUCCUGUCACCUCCCACAUCACCUCCAGUCAUAUCACACAUCACCUACAGUCAGUCAUAUCCCACAUCACCUCCAGUCAGUAAUCUCACAAAUCACCUACAGUCACCUCCCACAUCACCUCCAGUCAUAUCUCACAUCACCUCCAGUCAUAUCCCACAUCACCUCCUGUCACCUCCCACAUCACCUCCAGUCAUAUCACACAUCACCUACAGUCAGUCAUAUCCCACAUCACCUCCAGUCAGUCAUCUCCCACAUCACCUCCAGUCAUAUCCCACAUCACCUCCUGUCACCUCCCACAUCACCUCCAGUCAGUCAUAUCCCACAUCACCUCCAGUCAUCUCCCACAUCACCUCCAGUCACCUCCCACAUCACCUCCAGUCAUCUCCCACAUCACCUCCAUUCAUAUCCCACAUCAUCUCACACAUCACCUCCAGUCAGUCAUCUCACACAUCACCUCCAGUCAUCUCCCACAUCACCUCCAGUCAUAUCCUACAUCACCUCCUGUCAGUCACCUCCCACAUCACCUCCAGUCAUCUCACACAUCACCUCCAGUCAGUCAUAUCCCACAUCACCUCCAGUCAUCUCCCACAUCACCUCCAGUCAUCUCCCACAUCACCUCCAGUCAUCUCCCACAUCACCUCCAGUCAUAUCCCACAUCAUCUCACACAUCACCUCCAGUCAGUCAUCUCACACAUCACCUCCAGUCAUCUCCCACAUCACCUUCAGUCAUCUCCCACAUCACCUCCACUCACCUCCAGUCAUCUCCCACAUCACCUCCAGUCAUCUCCCACAUCACCUCCAGUCAGUCAUCUCACACAUCACCUCCAGUCAUCUCACACAUCACCUCCAGUCAGUCAUCUCCCACAUCACCUCCUGUCAAAUCCCACAUCACCUCCAGUCAUAUCCCACAUCACCUCCACUCACUUCCAGUCAUAUCCCACAUCACCUCCUGUCAUCUCACACAUCACCUCCUGUCAUCUCACACAUCACCUCCAGUCAGUCAUAUUCCACAUCACCUCCUGUCAAAUCCCACAUCACCUCCUGUCAAAUCCCACAUCACCUCCACUCACUUCCAGUCAUAUCCCACAUCACCUCCUGUCAUCUCACACAUCACCUCAUGUCAUCUCCCACAUCACCUCCAGUCAUAUCCCACAUCACCUCCAGUCAUAUCCCACACCACCUCCACUCACUUCCAGUCAUAUCCCACAUCACCUCCUGUCAUCUCACACAUCACCUCAUGUCAUCUCCCACAUCACCUCCAGUCAUAUCCCACAUCACCUCCAGUCAUAUCCCACACCACCUCCAGUCAGUCAUCUCCCACAUCACCUCCAGUCAGUCAUCUCACACAUCACCUCCAGUCAUCUCACACAUCACCUCCAGUCAGUCAUCUCACACAUCACCUCCUGUCAAAUCCCACAUCACCUCCUGUCAAAUCCCACAUCACCUCCAGUCAUCUCCCACAUCACCUCCAGUCAUCUCACACAUCACCUCCUGUCAUCUCCCACAUCACCUCCAGUCAGUCAUAUUCCACAUCACCUCCAGUCAUCUCACACAUCACCUCCUGUCAUCUCCCACAUCACCUCCAGUCAGUCAUAUUCCACAUCACCUCAUGUCAUCUCCCACAUCACCUCCAGUCAUAUCCCACAUCACCUCCAGUCAUAUCCCACACCACCUCCUGUCAUCUCACACAUCACCUCCUGUCAUCUCCCACAUCACCUCCAGUCAGUCAUAUUCCACAUCACCUCAUGUCAUCUCCCACAUCACCUCCAGUCAUAUCCCACAUCACCUCCAGUCAUAUCCCACACCACCUCCAGUCAGUCAUCUCACACAUCACCUCCAGUCAGCCAUAUCCCACAUCACCUCCAGUCAUAUCCCACAUCACCUCCAGUCAUAUCCUACAUCACCUCCUGUCAUCUCCCACAUCACCUCCAGUCAGUCAUCUCCCACAUCACCUCCAGUCAUAUCCCACAUCACCUCCAGUCAUAUCCUACAUCACCUCCUGUCAUCUCCCACAUCACUUCCAGUCAGUCAUAUCCCACAUCACCUCCAGUCAGUCAUAUCCCACAUCACCUCCAGUCAGUCAUAUCCCACAUCACCUCCAGUCAUAUCCUACAUCACCUCCUGUCAUCUCCCACAUCACCUCCAGUCAUAUCACACAUCACCUCCAGUCAGUCAUAUCCCAUAUCACCUCCAGUCAGUCAUCUCACACAUCACCUCCUGCCAUCUCCCACAUCACCUCCUGCCAUCUCCCACAUCACCUCCUGUCAUCUCCCACAUCACUUCCAGUCAGUCAUAUCCCACAUCACCUCCAGUCAGUCAUAUCCCACAUCACCUCCAGUCAUAUCCUACAUCACCUCCUGUCAUCUCCCACAUCACCUCCAGUCAUAUCACACAUCACCUCCAGUCAGUCAUCUCACACAUCACCUCCAGUCAUCUCACACAUCACCUCCAGUCAUCUCACACAUCACAUACAGUCAGUCAUAUCCUACAUCACCUCCAGUCAGUCAUCUCACACAUCACCUCCUGCCAUCUCCCACAUCACCUCCAGUCAUCUCCCACAUCACCUCAAGUCAGUCAUAUCACACAUCACCUCCAGUCAUCUCACACAUCACCUCCUGUCAGUCAUCUCACACAUCACCUCCAGUCAUCUCACACAUCACCUCCUGUCAUCUCACACAUCACCUCCUGUCAUAUCCCACAUCACCUCCAGUCAUCUCACAUAUCACCUCCAGUCAUCUAACACAUCACCUCCAGUCAUAUCCCACAUCAUCUCCCACAUCAAUGACCACAUCGUGCCAAUAUCCAAGUGGACAAGAGGUGUUAACAUCAAAUGUACUAAGUACUUAA
Messenger RNA from Ostrea edulis (European flat oyster), 3450 nucleotides. Its product is annotated as mucin-2-like. The record is from RefSeq and is a predicted model, not a curated record. Bases 1 to 3450 code for a protein of 1149 amino acids. The transcript has a single exon. NCBI's taxonomy places the organism in Eukaryota, Metazoa, Mollusca, Bivalvia, Ostreida, Ostreidae.